Molecule: messenger RNA, 618 nt
Organism: Ogataea philodendri
Lineage: Eukaryota; Fungi; Ascomycota; Pichiomycetes; Pichiales; Pichiaceae
Exons: 2
Coding region: 1-618 (205 amino acids)
Source: RefSeq, a predicted model, not a curated record
AUGGCCGUCACAUCAGAUCCCGUAGACAUCCCCAUGGCUAUGUACCAGGUGAUUCCGGCCGCGUUCAAAAUCACAGACAGAAUCAGUGUGGAUUUGAAGAUGUAUUUGAUAGCCUGGCUUUUGAAAAACUGCGGGAAAUGCUUAAAGCUCUUGGAACCGAACUCUUUUUCAGCUGGUGAACGCUCUUCUGAAACCUUUCCAUUUCUUACCGUGAGGAUCUAUGUAGCCGUUUUUGUGACGCAGAUACCGUCUGAAUGUUUUGUAGAGCGCGAUUCCCGAGAACUGCAGCGGCCACAGCAGCCACCAGGAUCCAUGGGUGAUCAGCAACAAAAGAAUCGGCUCGCUAAACUUGAGCUCUGUGUAGAGGUAUGCGGUGGUUUCUGUCUGGGUGACAAACGAGAUCAACGACGUGACAAACAAAACAACAACAAACACGAUCUUAACAUAAGAGAACGAGUACUCGUGCAUGCUGCGCAGACUGCGCAUUUCCGGAACCAGCCCGGCACUGCUGCGCGACUGUCUGCGGAACUUGUUGGACUCCACAAGAAGCGGUUCCAGCGAGCUUAUCGACUGGGCAGGACCGCGCAAGGAGUCUGUCAUAAUGACUUGGAUGUAUAG